This is a messenger RNA of Hyalella azteca, 1227 nucleotides long. Its product is annotated as B-cell receptor CD22-like. The transcript has 9 exons. Bases 1 to 1227 code for a protein of 408 amino acids. Lineage: Eukaryota; Metazoa; Arthropoda; Malacostraca; Amphipoda; Hyalellidae. The record is from RefSeq and is a predicted model, not a curated record.
AUGACUGAUUAUGAAAAUUACACCCUGCGUGUGAACAACUUUGCGUUGCAUGACUUGAACGAUCCGAAUUUCUGGUCUCCCGUGGAUGGCGGUGGCACCUCAAGUCGAGUGACUUCGUCAACUGCAGUUCAAACACUGCAGUUGAGUUCAAGUCCAAGCCACUCUACGAAGAUCGACAGGACGCUCUUAAGAAAACAGUCCUACAGUUCAGGGCAACUCAAAGUCGUGCUCGGUAAAGAGGAUCAUGGUGGCAAACUCUCGUGUGUCGCUUGGAACAACUUCUUCCCGAACUACAAAGUGAACGCCACUAAGACUAUUCACGUUAAUUAUGCUCCGGAAGUUGAAUUGGAAUUGGGAGUCAAAAUCGACCCUUCACAGGUGCGUGAAGGCACAGACUUGUACUUCACCUGCAAGGUGGACUCGCGGCCUCCAGCAGACCAGCUCUCCUGGACACACAAGAACCGUACGCUUAAGAACGACCCAGUGCUGGGUGUGUUGAUGUCUGGUGAGCAUUUGGUGCUGCAGUCCGUGACACGGGACUGGAGCGGCACUUUUUCCUGCACAGCUGCCAACUCCGUCGCCUCUGUGGUAACCAACACCAUCAACAUCAGCAUCUUAUAUGCCCCGGUGUGUUCGAUAAAAGUGAGACGCGUGCAUCAGGUUCAAUUGGGCGAAUUCGUCAGUUUGUCGUGUAAGAUUGAAGCCCAGCCCAUCGACGUACAGUUCGAGUGGACGUUUGCUACCAACGUUUCAAAGCAAGAGCUGGUGUCGGAAGAGUGGGUUCUGUCAUCAGAACAGCAAUCACGACUCAGGUACCGGCCUGAGAAGCUUUAUGAUUACGGAAUUAUUCGCUGCUUUGCCAUCAAUGCUAUCGGCAAGCAGAAACAACCGUGCGAAUAUUCCGUCGAGCCUGCCCCAGCUCCUGUUCCUCCGACGUUGAACUGCUCAGUUACGAACCAGUCCUGGCAGAGCCUCAACGUUCACUGCGAACUUAAUCAAGAAAACUCGACUGCUGUCGAGCGCUCCAGAAUGACGCUCGACAGUCAAGAAAUGAAGGAGCGCAAAGAACUCGAGGCUCUUCUAGAGGAGUGGGAGACUGGAGACGCUGCACCUCAGCGCGCGCAGGGGGCUGCGCAGGCAGCCGGUGACGUCACAACUUUCUUUACUCUCACAGUUGAGAGCUUGAACUCUCAACAAGUCUUCUACAAUGCAACCAGGCACCUUUGA